AUGGAGGCUGAUAAAGGUAACCCCCAAAACAAGGACGAACAAAACGAAAAGGAAACUUGGAAUGAUGAAGAGAAAGAUUCAGUUAAAAGAGAUUUAUCGAAUACAUCCUCCUCUCCUGCAUCAUCUAACGAGUCGUCGUCAUCAGAAAUAAUCCAGUCUUCUGAUAUGGAUGUAUGUCAACCAUAUCCAACGUCAAGUAGUUCAUCCGGUUAUUCUGACAGGCAGAGUUCGUUGUCGGACGCUGGAAGGUCCAGAGAUGACAUUGAUGAAAAAGAAAACUGCAUUCCACUUAUGAAUGGACCCAUAACGUUGUCGAUGACCGAAGCAAAGCUAUGGUACAAGUUUUUGAAAGUUGGGACGGAAAUGAUCAUCAACAGAAGUGGAAGGAGAAUGUUUCCAUAUAUCGAGUUCUCCUUGAGAGGUGUAGAUCCUGUUGGAUUAUAUGACGUCAUCUUUGACAUCAUUCCAGCUAGCAAUAAAAGCUUCAAGUUUCUUAGCAACAAAUGGAUUCCGAUAGGGAAGAAAGAAGAAGAAUUCAAGAAUUAUCCAUUCAAGCACCCAGACUCUCCUCGGAUUGGAUCGGACUGGAUGACUCGAAAGAUUUCCUUCGAAAAAGUAAAACUGUCGAACAAACCUGGCACAAAGGCUGGAAUGUUUACACUGCAUACAUUUCAAAAAUACUUGGUACGUAUUUCCAUCGUCAGACAUGAAAGAGAUGAUGAGAUAUCUGUUGUCGAAUUUCCUAUACGAGCCACAACUUUCAUAGCAGUCACCGCCUACAACAAUAGAGACGUGACGAAGCUCAAGAUCAACAGUAAUCCCUAUUCAAAGGGAUUCCGUUUUCCUGUGAAAAGACUAAAAAAUCAUGCCUUUGAAAGUGUGGAUGCUAAGGAGCAAAGAUUAACGACACUUGAGGAUUCCAUGAAAAGCACAGUGUAUAAUCACCUCAGGAAAGAGAUUCAAGCUUUUCCACAAUUUCCACUGGAUUUGUCCAUCAACAAAGACAGUCAAAAAACAAAUCACGUCUCUGCUUCCGAAGACAUUCCCGUAAAUGACAAAGAAAUACAAACAGAUAUAACAAUGGUAGAAAUGGCUGCCUAUUGCUGCUUUCAUGCAUAUUUAAACGCGCAGAUACAGACUGGUAUGGCUAUGCCACCGUUCUACAAUUUCUAUCCACACUUCCCGAGAUGUCCAUGGGAACAAGCAAUAACGGGCCUUCAGAGUUCUGCUGCAUUUUCUAAGUCACAUUACAUUAUCAACUUUUCUUUGAGGCUCAAAAUAGUGAAGCCAGGUCUCAUCACUUGUUAA
This is a messenger RNA of Saccostrea cuccullata (small rock oyster), 1308 nucleotides long. Its product is annotated as T-box transcription factor TBX10-like. Gene Ontology annotation, molecular function: DNA-binding transcription factor activity, RNA polymerase II-specific; RNA polymerase II cis-regulatory region sequence-specific DNA binding. NCBI's taxonomy places the organism in Eukaryota, Metazoa, Mollusca, Bivalvia, Ostreida, Ostreidae. The record is from RefSeq and is a predicted model, not a curated record. Gene Ontology annotation, biological process: cell fate specification; regulation of transcription by RNA polymerase II; positive regulation of DNA-templated transcription. Gene Ontology annotation, cellular component: nucleus.